UCUACGAAGCUGGAAAAUAAAAAAAAGGGGAAACUUCAAAAGCAGAUAUGUCAAGUUGUUCUGGAUCAUUUUGAGAAGCAGUACGCAACGGAACUGGGAGGUACAUGGACCAGUGUCAGAGAUGUACUCACAUACCCAUUGUGCUGGCAGUAUGCCGUUCUGCUUAACAAGUUCAGCCAGUCCGCGGAACUGGAGAACACCUUGCGUGUGAAGGGGUAUCAUCCUGCCUUUCAAGGAAGUUUGCCCUAUCUUCCAGCGUCGUUUAAGUGCUACAUCAGGAGAAGUCCUGGGAGAUUCCCUGCACAAAGACACCAGGCUGGUAAACUGAAAGAGUAUUACCUGCUGAAUGCUGCUUCGGUUUUGCCAGUGUUGGCGUUAGAAGUGAAAGAUGGGGAAGAUGUUUUGGAUCUCUGUGCUGCCCCAGGGGGUAAAUCAGUAGCUAUACUGCAGUGUGCCUAUCCAGGUCAGUUUCACUGUAAUGAGUAUGAUGAUUUGAGGUCAAGAUGGCUGAAACAGACGAUAGAAUCCUUCAUCCCAGAUCCUUUGAUUAACUUAAUAACGCUCUCUAGACUGGAUGGUAGACAGAUUGGAGAUCUUAAGCCUGAAUUAUAUGACAAGGUACUGGUUGAUGCUCCCUGUUCAAAUGACAGAAGUUGGCUAUUCUCUUCUGAUCUUCAGAAAGCUACACUUAGGCUAGUACAAAGGAAGGAGUUAACAUCUCUGCAAUUCCAGCUGCUAAGGUCUGCUAUUAAAGCACUGCGUCCUGGUGGAUCCUUGGUUUAUUCUACAUGCACUCUCUCAAAGGCAGAAAACAGCGAUGUAAUAAAUCUCAUUCUAAGCUCCUGCAGUAACGUUAUGCCUGUAGACAUAACUGAAAUGGCCAAAGCUGUUUCUCAGGAAUUCACUUUUCUCAGGGGUAUGCAACAGCAUGAACUUCUGGUUCUCCCAGAGAAAGGGAGAGCAUGGGGUCCAAUGUACAUAGCUAAAUUAAAAAAAAUGUAAUCCGUCUGAUGCCUGUUAGUUUUUAUAAGGGAUAUGUAAUAAAUUA
Molecule: messenger RNA, 1048 nt
Organism: Leptosomus discolor (cuckoo roller)
Lineage: Eukaryota; Metazoa; Chordata; Aves; Leptosomiformes; Leptosomidae
Source: RefSeq, a predicted model, not a curated record